UAGAAGCAGAGAAAUAAUCUAGUUUUCCGACAUUCUGAAAUUAGAACGUUUUUUCGUUCAUAUGAGCCGCAGUGUCGCAUGCUCGUUGCUUUUGAAAUGGAGAAUACUUUCAUACAACAGAACACUAUCGUUUCAAUUAGUUAUUCUUUUUUUUUUGGCCUGCAAUGUACGAAUAAAUUCUCAACGUCAAAAUUUUAGGGAAAUAAAGUUCCCCUUCACUCCUAGAAAGUUUUGUAUCAAUCAAAGUUACCAUGGCUGACAAUCCCAAGAGUUUGUGGUCGAGGUUACUGGAGGGUAGAAGUGCAGACAACUUAUCAACUUCCGAAGGGUCGAAACGCGCCUGUCCGUUCAGCGCGAAAUCUUGUGUCACGGCGCAAAGCGAAGCCGUUGCAAGUUCCUUAACUCAAAACUCUCCGAAAAAUCGAUCACCGCAUUGCCAUGCAGGUUGUCCGGAGCCCAGAAGACCUCUACGACCCGAAGAGUUUUGCCCUGAUAUUGGAAAGCCAAAGGUUCCACCGACGCCGCCAUGUUGUUUCAUUCCAAUGCAGGAUCCCUGUGCACCUUGCUGCUGUCCUCCGCCGGAUAAUUGCGACGACGAGUGUCGUCCUGGACCAUUGAGGGAUCCGAUUUGCGGCUGCGAUUUAUGCAAGAAAAAAUUAUGUCCAGAUGGAAAAUGUUGCGGGCCUAACGAACCGAGCUGUCGGAAAGCAAUACUUGCACCUGCAGCUGCAUCGAGACGUAAGUCGUGCGAUUCUGGGUCGCAAACUUGUUCGUCGGAAUAUUCUGAAAAACUGUCAGAAAAAAUAUUUAGAAAAUUUGAAAACCAAACGCAAUCUCAUGGACAGUGCGAGUCGAUAGGCGAAGAACGAUGCAAAGGGGAUGAAGUCUCGCUUUUAGAAUUGAUCAAAGAACCUCUGGAUCGACUUCUCUGCACACCGAUCAAGAUACCGAUUCUGCAUAUCGAGUGGCGCUCCGUCAGGCGCCCUGCGAGGUCCGAAAAUUCCGACGCAUCCUCGACGUUUAAUCCAGAUGCACAGAGAAAAUGUUGUCGUUCUAGUCGUCGUUCGUCUGACAAUAACAAAAGUAUUUCACAAGUACGCUGUUCUUAUCCGAACAUUUUACCCGAGUCAUGUGAAAGCGGAUCGCAAAAAUUUCAAGGAGACAAUAUUCUUUCCAAUGAAACUAAACCGAACUGCGAAUGCGGAGACUGUAAGGUCGGAAAAAUUGUCGAGGAAUAUUGGGAUUACAAUGAAUUUAAAGAACGAACCAAAGGCGAUGACAAAAACUUCACCAAGAAUUCACACCCCGAGGGUUGCGACUGCAAACCAUGUAGGAUACGCCGCACUUUGGAAGAACCUAUCUAAAUUAAAUGGAGGUCAAUAAAUCAAAAUUGUAUGUUUACACCACCGGAAGAGAAAUUUGGAGUUUUUUUUUUACUCCAGAGUAAUCCAAACAUUUAUUACGAAUAGUUUCAGCGUCGGCACUUUUGUUUUUUUUACCGCUAGUCAUUCAUUUUCUGUUUUUAAGGAUGGCUGUUUGAAAAUUAAUGUGUAAUGACAACUUGCAAAAAAUUCAUGUUUUGCUGUAACUUACAGUAAAAAACAAAGAUUUCUUUCGAACUUCAAUUCGAAUAUCCCGAUCCCUUUGGAAAAAAGAUCAUCUCUAGCGUCUCAAGAACGGGUCGUCCUUCGGGAAAAAUAAUUUCGAAAACCUUAUGCGAUGGCUUGGUAUUGAAAGCUAAAUAUUUAGGCGAGAAAGUUGAAAUCCAAAC
Molecule: messenger RNA, 1771 nt
Organism: Athalia rosae (coleseed sawfly)
Lineage: Eukaryota; Metazoa; Arthropoda; Insecta; Hymenoptera; Athaliidae
Exons: 5
Coding region: 252-1364 (370 amino acids)
Source: RefSeq, a predicted model, not a curated record